Molecule: messenger RNA, 786 nt
Organism: Saccharomyces eubayanus
Lineage: Eukaryota; Fungi; Ascomycota; Saccharomycetes; Saccharomycetales; Saccharomycetaceae
Gene: HIS6
Product: 1-(5-phosphoribosyl)-5- ((5-phosphoribosylamino)methylideneamino)imidazole-4-carboxamide isomerase HIS6
Exons: 1
Coding region: 1-786 (261 amino acids)
Biological process (GO): L-histidine biosynthetic process; L-tryptophan biosynthetic process
Cellular component (GO): cytoplasm
Molecular function (GO): 1-(5-phosphoribosyl)-5-[(5-phosphoribosylamino)methylideneamino]imidazole-4-carboxamide isomerase activity
Source: RefSeq, a predicted model, not a curated record
AUGACAAGAUUUAUUGGGUGUAUAGAUUUGCAUAACGGGGAAGUUAAACAAAUUGUGGGUGGCACGCUGACUAGUAAAGAGGAAGACACUCCAAAGACGAACUUUGUAUCCCAACAUCCGUCUUCGUAUUAUGCCAAACUUUAUAAAAAUCACGACGUUCAAGGGUGCCAUGUAAUUAAGCUGGGCCCCAACAAUGACGACGCUGCACGCGAGGCCCUUCAGGAAUCACCACUAUUUUUACAAGUAGGUGGGGGGAUUAACGAUACAAACUGCUUGGAAUGGUUACAGUGGGCUAGUAAAGUGAUUGUCACCAGUUGGCUCUUUACCAAAGAGGGCAGUUUCCAAUUGAACCGGUUGAAAACGAUGGCAAAACUAUGUGGCAAAGACCGUAUUGUUGUAGAUUUAAGUUGUAGGAAGACGCAAGAUGGGCGUUGGAUUGUCGCGAUGAACAAGUGGCAGACCUUGACUGACCUCGAGCUUAACGCGGAAACGUUUCGAGAACUAAAAGAGUACACAAAUGAGUUUCUGAUUCACGCCGCCGAUGUUGAAGGUUUGUGCGGUGGUAUUGAUGAGCAACUGGUAUCUAAAUUAUAUGAAUGGACCAAAAAUUACGACGACUUGAAAAUUGUUUAUGCCGGCGGAGCCAAAAGCAUUGAUGAUUUGAGAUUGGUUGAUGAAUUAAGCCACGGUAAAGUCGAUUUGACGUUUGGUAGUUCCUUGGAUAUAUUUGGUGGGAACUUGGUCAAAUUCGAAGACUGCUGUAAAUGGAAUGGAGUGCAAAAUUAG